This is a messenger RNA of Hyla sarda, 698 nucleotides long. It is a transcript of the gene MRPL52, whose product is annotated as mitochondrial ribosomal protein L52. Gene Ontology annotation, cellular component: mitochondrial large ribosomal subunit. The transcript has 5 exons. Gene Ontology annotation, biological process: mitochondrial translation. The record is from RefSeq and is a predicted model, not a curated record. Bases 173 to 577 code for a protein of 134 amino acids. Lineage: Eukaryota; Metazoa; Chordata; Amphibia; Anura; Hylidae. Gene Ontology annotation, molecular function: structural constituent of ribosome.
UAUUACAUCUUGUAUACUACUAUACCAUAACUAAAUGAGGUUUCAAUCACCACUUGCGCCGUUCCCACUACGUUGUUUCUAUGACAACUAUCCGUUGUAACUGAUUGGUCCACGCUGGAGUCACCUGACUGAAUGACGCGACGUCACGUUAGGUGCAGGCGUUUAGGGCAAGAUGGCGGCGCCCAUGUUAGUUACCUGUCUGCAGCCACGGGUGUACCAGAGUUUCGUACGAUUCCCAUGGGCGCGUAGUCUGCACAGCUCUGCUUUGAUCUGUGCUGGACAGGAAUGGAGAAUUAAGCACGGUUUUGCUCGCAGUGGUUCAGAAUAUGGUCCCUUGACAGAUCUUCCAGAUUGGAGUUUUGCAGAUGGGCGACCAGCACCACCGUGGAAAGGACAGAGCAGGAGAAAAGAGGAGAACAAAGAACUGGCUAGUCGUAUUGUCAUGCUUAGUAAUGAAAUAGAUCAAGGAAUGAAAAAUUGGGCAGAGAAGCAGGAAAAUCUGAAGCAGCAACAACUCUUGAAGCAGAAGAAUCAACUAAAACCCAAGGCUAUAUUUAAGAAGAGUUCAAAAUCCUAAUAAAUAUUUAUGUCUUUACUAUUUCUUUUCUGUAUUUUUGUUCAUUCAUAAAGGUUAGUGUUUGUUACUUACUAUAUGUGAUAAAGAUUAUGAUAGAGAAGUGGUAAAACUGUGUUUUGUG